Molecule: messenger RNA, 2774 nt
Organism: Trematosphaeria pertusa
Lineage: Eukaryota; Fungi; Ascomycota; Dothideomycetes; Pleosporales; Trematosphaeriaceae
Exons: 5
Coding region: 117-2711 (864 amino acids)
Biological process (GO): polyphosphate metabolic process; vacuolar transport; vacuole fusion, non-autophagic
Cellular component (GO): vacuolar transporter chaperone complex; fungal-type vacuole membrane
Source: RefSeq, a predicted model, not a curated record
ACCGCUAGCCAGCCCCUCCAACGUCUUUGCGUAACGAGACACAAAGAACUCCAUUCAUUGAACCACCUCCUCGAGGCCCGCUCGUUUCCGGACUCGCCUAUUUUUCAUAGGUGGACAUGAAAUACGGCGACACCUUGCGUCAGCGUUCUAUACCGGAAUGGGGCCACUUCAACAUCGACUAUGAUUACCUGAAAGACCUCAUCAAGCACCAAACCACCGAGGGCACCGCUAAAGCAGUAUCGAUUCCCGGGCAGGGCGACACGACCGAGAAAGCCUUCGGCGAUACCUUCUACGACGUCCUCAAAGCCCAGCAUGAUCGCAUCAACCUGUUCAUACGAAGCAAGAGCGGAGAGAUUGAGCGCAGGCUGGAACACAUCAGCAGGAGCCUCGCGCAGCUGCAAGCCCGUCAACCACCUCCCGAGGGACGCGGUGGCCGGUUACCCGCCAGGAUAGUAGAGCGAUACGCAAAGAUCGACGCAGAUGUCACAAAGGCCGGCGAGGAAAUUCGGUCGCUCUCCCGCUUUCAAGUCGCACAACGAACGGGCUUUCGCAAAAUACUGAAGAAGUACAAGCGGUGGACGAGAGACAAUGAACUAGAACGCCAGUUCAAGGAACACGUCACCGACAGGCCCGACAGUUUCUACCAACUGGAUCUAGGAUAUCUCCUUGAUCAAUAUAUCGAUGUUCUUGGCGCCCUUCGUGCACCCUUUGACGCUACGGGUGCUCCUCCGUCAGACAGCUCCAAGCCGACCUCACGAAUCUCCGAUAUCCUGCAGAACGGCGCCGAAGUUGAUCUUGAUCUUGCACUUUCUCUUACCCCCUUGGGUCCGCGAGGCAGCAAAGCCACAUAUUGGAUACAUCCGGAAAAUAUUGUUGAGGUUGAAGUCCUCCUCCUCCAGCAUAUGCGCCUCGCCACCGCAUCCAACGCAACCUCUCCGUCAACACAGAGGGAAUCUCCUUAUGCGACACCUCUCCGCCGUAAAUCUUCCGCGACCGUGGAUAAAUAUUUUGGCAACGAAGAUAAUGUUGGCCUGCUCGUUCUUGAUGAUCCAGAAUCGUAUGCCAUAAAGCAGAAUGCAAGCACGAUAGGAACUGGCGAAGAGUCGCCGGGUACUCUACAAGCCAAAGCGGCGGGCAACGCCCGGUGGACAUCAUCUGGCGAGGCGGCUGUUGUCGUUGGCCUUGAAUCUGCCCAUGACCCACAAGCGUCCGUAGAUAUACGGACGGUUAAGCUGAAAAGAAAGCACCUUGAGACCUUCCUCAGCACAUCAAAAUCUUUCGGCAACAUCUCCGAAUCCGCGCUUCCUAAACGGGAGUCUGGAGAGAGGGAUGAUGUUACCGCUGUCCAACAAUGGCUUAUCGAGCACAAGGACAAGAGACCUAUUGCUGGCGCAUGUUCCAAACGCACUCGGUUUGUGGGUCUUCACAAUAACGCCGAAGGAGGUAUGUGGGCUAUUUUGGAUCGGGACAUCUUCAUGAACGAUAUUCUGCACGAGUAUUUGGGCAACGACGAGUGGUCAUCCGAGGCUCGUACUAGUUCCAUAGGAUUUCCCCAUGCCGUUCUUGAAGUCCGCCGGGAGGGAAGUCAUUCGUCUGCAUUGAUCCAGACUCUCGACCGCAGUCAUCUUGUUGAACGUGUGCGCGGAUUCUCCUUGGAAGCGCACGCGGUAUGGACAUGUUGCAAACCUGAUGCAAUGGCCGCACCUUUUUGGAUAUCAUUGCUGGACAAAGACAUUCGAAAACUUCCUGCACUGUUGAAGCGUCAGCGCCGAAAGGCCACCAGUACUGCUGGCUCUCUAUCUCAUACCUCCCCUCCACAGACCUCAACGUCCGCAACUUCGCCUACGGAUGGCCAGUCGAGUCCUUCUACCCUCCGAAAUAGAGAGUCGUCCGCAACAUCUGCACCGGAGUUUGUAGAUCCCCCGUCUCUACAAGCAUUUCGCAAGAAGAGGAGGUCGCACGUGGGACAGCGUCCCGCAGUUCAAGCCGAGGCCGCGAGUGAUAGAGAAGGAUAUUGGAACGAGUAUGACAAUCCCGAAUCGGAAGACGAAGGCUACUACAUUUACGUGGACCCAAACGCAUCCCUGAAAUUUCCUGGCCAAGAAUUCCUCGAGACGUGGACAUCCAAGACUAGGAAGCUUUUUGGUAUACGAGAAGCGCCUGAAGAGUCACCGCUUCUAUCCACAGCUGAGGGAAGCAGCGACGAUGAUGAGACCGCAGACGAAUCCGUGGUCGCACCAAAGACUUACGGAACAAUGGCCUCCAGACGCCACGCCCCGCACGAAGGCUACUUCAGCGGCAUUUUCCGCUCUCUUCGAGAUCCACAUCGCGACGUCGAGGCUCUGAAUAGUAUCAGACGCCGAUCAGCACAAGAGCGCCGCACUCUCCUGAGCGAAAUUCGCAUCCGACAGCACAAGACUGAAAUGACUAAGCUCCGCUUCUAUUCCACCUGUCUCGUUAUGGCCGCCGUGCUCGAUGCCAUCUUGGGCACGAUGACGAUGACGAGCCGCAAAAAGGAGCGUGGCGUCGUCGAUUCUGUGGUUCUGUUUGGCACCAUUUGCAAUUUGUUGCUCUGUGUUAUUGCGAUUAUCAGUAUGAAGACGAGGCGCGAAAGGUUGGGCUGGCUCCACCAGGGCGUGGUGCUGUUGGUUGUUUGUGGGAAUGUCGUUGUGGAUGUGCUGUUGCUGCGAUGGGCCUUAGCUGGUCUCUGAUGUGCUGUCGGAUAGGAGCAUCGGUCUCUGCUUUCGGUCUCUGCUAUUAAGAUCUUUUGGGAA